This is a messenger RNA of Cladocopium goreaui, 3075 nucleotides long. The record is from the annotation of a GenBank genome assembly. NCBI's taxonomy places the organism in Eukaryota, Dinophyceae, Suessiales, Symbiodiniaceae.
AUGGCGAUGAAAAAAGCCGUUCGCGACCCGGGGGAGCUGUGCGAACUGCUGUCACUUUCGGGCAAUCUGGUCCCGGAGGCCCGUCGCGCGGCCGAGCAAUUCGGGCUGUUCGUGCCCCGCGAGUACCUUCAACGGAUGACCGUCGGCGAUCCCGGCGACCCUUUGUUUCGUCAGGUUUUGCCCCUGGGGGUGGAACUCGACGAGACCCCGGGCUUUACCGCCGACCCCUUGGAAGAAUACGAGGCUACUCUCAGCCCGGGGUUGCUGCAGAAAUAUCACGGUCGGGCCCUGCUGGUCACCACAGGGGCCUGUGCGAUCCACUGCCGGUACUGCUUCCGACGGCACUUCCCGUACAGCACUGCACCCCGCUCGACCGCGGCGUGGCAGCCGGCGCUCGAGUGUCUAGCGGCCGACCCCUCGCUCCACGAGGUGAUCCUGAGCGGUGGCGACCCGCUCACGCUUGUCGAUCGACUGCUGAGUCAGUUAGUCGAUGAGCUGCAGCAGAUCCCCCAUCUGCGCCGGCUGCGAAUUCAUACCCGGCUACCGAUUGUCAUUCCGCAGCGAGUUAACGACGAGCUACUGGCUUGGCUUCAGGGGACGCGCCUCACCCCGGUAGUCGUUGUGCAUGCGAAUCACCCACAGGAGAUCGAUGCCGAGGUUGCGGCAUCUCUGGGUCGCUUGGUCGAUUCAGGCAUUCCGGUGUUGAAUCAGGCCGUGUUGCUGGCCGGGGUGAAUGACGAUGCCGACGUGUUGGCGGGGCUUUGUGAGCGGCUCGUGAACCUGAGGGUGAUGCCUUAUUACUUGCACCUGCUCGACCGUGUCUCUAGCACGGCUCACUUCGAAGUGCCGGAGGCCCGCGGUCGGCGACUGAUCAAAGAACUUUCGGCCCGCCUUCCCGGGUAUGCCGUUCCUCGCCUCACCCGCGAGACUCCCGGUGAGGUGGCCCUGCAACAAGCGGCCGCCUUGCUCUCACCCCAGCAGGACGAAGUUUGCCUGUAUUACUCUGCCCCCACCGUUCGUUUGGGGAGCCCUGGAUCUGAUGCCGCCAUGCGAGAUCGGGCUCGAGAAGCUUUGGCCGAGGCGGUCUUCUCUGACGCUCGCAAGCAACUUCCUGCGGCGUUGGGCGAACGGGUGACCACGAUCGUCGGCCAGCAGAAUCCGGCUCAUGGACUGUUGGUCGCCGCUGACGAGUGGAGGGCCAACCUCAUCGUGAUCGGUGCCCGAGGGCUUGGACGCCUGCAGCGGCUGCUGUUGGGUUCGGUUUCGAGAAAGGUGGCCGAGGAAGCCACGAUCCCGGUGUUGGUCGCUCGUGGUGCUCCGGCCGAGUCGACCGACUCGCCGCAACGGGUUCUGCUGUGCUGCGACGGUUCGGAGACAAGCCAGCAUGCGGCCGACUUCCUCGAGAAGUUCGAUUUCCCUGCCGGAUCGACGGGACAGGUCGUCACGGUGGUCGAGUCAGUCUUCGCCGGCGAGGUUCCCGAGUGGCUGGAGGAGCAAGCCCGCGAGUCGGAUGAAGAGGCGAUGGCCCAUGUUUGGGCUGAAGAACACGAGAAGCAGCGAGAAGUGAAAGAGACCCUGAUGGUCGACUACUGCGAACAUCUUCCGCCGAUGUUUCACGAUAGCAAGCCACUUGUGGUCGAAGGGCUGCCUGCCGAGCAGAUUCUGGCGAGCAUCCGCCGGGAGCAGAUCUCGCUGGUGGUGGUGGGUGCGCGAGGGCUUUCGCGGUGGGCCCGGUUGAUGGUGGGGAGCACAUCGGAGAAAUUACUGGCACACGCCAUUCGUGCCCGACUGGCCGCCGCGACUGAGCAUAGCUACCUUCGCGACUUUGUUUAUGGGGCGAUGGACGGGGCGGUUACCACGUUCGCCGUAGUCUCGGGCACCGCCGGCGCGGCUUUGUCGCCGACCAUCGCCAUCAUUCUUGGCAUGGCCAAUCUGCUGGCCGACGGGUUCAGCAUGGCUGUGGGGAAUUACCUCAGCACAAAGACCGAGCGGGAAGUGGUCGAACGGGCCCGCCGGAUGGAAGAGUCGCACAUCGAUCAGAUUCCCGAAGGUGAACGGGAAGAGAUUCGGCAGAUCUUCGCCGGCAAAGGAUUCGAAGGCGAGAUGCUCGAGCAGAUCGUCGAAGUGAUUACCCACGACCGUCGGCAAUGGGUCGACACGAUGAUCACCGAAGAGCAUGGUCUUAGGAGAAACAUUGUUGGUGGGGAUCGUUGCUGCCGCAUUGGCUUAUGGGGUGGGAGCCUGGCUGCACGGUAUCAUGGACUGAAUCGCACCAUGAAACGACUGGCCUGGCUCACCGACAUUCACCUCAAUUGGCUCACGGUCGAUCAGACCACCGAGUUCUUUGAGCAGUUGGCCGCCGUGGAGGCCAACGCCCUGUUGCUCAGCGGCGACAUUUCCGAAGCCCCCGAACUCACGCGACACUUGCGGCUGCUGGCCGAAUGUUCGCCCCGGCCGGUUUACUUCGUGCUGGGGAAUCACGACUUCUACUUCAGUUCGAUCCGCGAAGUACGCGAAGUGACGCGGCAUCUUUCUGCGGAGAUCGACAACUUGCAUUGGUUGACCGAUCGAACCGUUGAAGCUUUAUCAGAUAAGACGGGCAUCGUGGGGCACGACGGUUGGGCCGAUGCUCGACUGGGCGACUAUGUGCGCUCGUUCGUCUCGAUGAACGACUCCCGGCUGAUCGAUGAAUUCGUAGGGUUGAACAAAGAACAGCGACUCGACGUGUUGCACGCACUGGGUGAUGAAGCCGCUCGGCAUUUCACCAAGGUGCUGCCAGAAGCAUUGAACCGGUUCUCGCACGUGCUGCUGCUUACGCAUGUGCCGCCAUACCGUGAGGCUUGCUGGUACGACGGUCACAUUUCCAACGACGAGUGGCUACCGCACUUCAGUUGCCGGGCUGUGGGCGAUGUGUUGGUUUCGAUCAUGGCUCAGCAUCCCGACAAGCGGCUGACGGUUCUCUGUGGUCAUACGCAUGGCGAGGGUGAAUGCUUGCCGCUGCCCAAUCUCCGCGUGUUAACCGGCGGGGCCGAGUACGGACACCCGGCCGUGCAGCAGGUGUUGGAAGUGGAAUAG